UUGCUUUCUGUUUUUAGAAGAUUGGAUGAUUAGGAUUUCCACCUUGUGCGCCACCCUCUGCUCGCUCGCCCCUCUUUCUUUCUCUCUCUCACUCCUCGCUUUGCUUGUGACACUGAUUAGAACGCGAGAGUCGGCUGCAAGGGUUCGAGUAAUGCUGCUGGCAGCUGGGCUCAGCUUCCCGUGCCUCUUAAUGCAAGCCCGGGCCUCCAGCACAGCAGCAGUAGCUUUGUAGUUCCUACGUCUUCUAGUCCGACGCCUCUCCUUCUCUUUCGCCUUUCUCUCUUCUCUCUUCUUCACUAGCCAGCCCCCGCUCCGUGAGAGCUGUAACACUCUUGCUAGAUUUCCGACCCUGCAGGCCCCGCAGUGCGCUUCUGCUGUGUUCUGUUCAGAAUCCGUCUGGAGUCGAAACUUUCAUAUUCCUCGGGAGAAUCACCUUCGGCGUGAACUUGAUAGGUUUCAGUCGAGGCGUGAACAGAAGCUGCUGCCCAAGGAUUGUACUGUGGACUGAGAUCUGGUCUGGGACCGGUGCUCCCGUGCGCUCCAUGUGGCCCUCAAGUUUCAGUCUGAUCGAUUUGUAAGGAUUCAGGAGUCGGGCUGACUUUCUCAACUUGAGAAAUGCGGAAGACCGUGACAUCCUUCCGGAACUGCUUCUGGUGAUGAUGUCGAUGUCCAUGCCAUUAUGUUCGCCGAGGAUGCUGCUCUCACUCCGAUUUGACGAUCACGUUGGGCUGGCUCAUGGAACUGUUGGGGAUUGCACCAGUUUCGCCUGCCUGCUUGCCCCUUUAUUGGAGGCCGAGAAGAGAUAAAGCGCCGCCAAGUUUCGCUCUUCAUUUCCCGGACAGACCGACUGACUCACUGACUGGCUGACUUCCGAGCAAUUGAUUGAGCUGGGCGACGGGGAUGGCGUCCCUCGGUGUUCAAUUGACGAGAAGACAUCAGCAGCAGCCUGCAAACAAUUUGCUCGGAGUUUCGUCCCGAACGUGAGCGUUUUGACUUCGGUUCGGUGGGAGACGCAGAGCAUCUCUGGACAGAAAGGCGGACCGCUCAACUGCCUUGGGGUUUUUGUUUUUUAAUCUCGUCGGGUGGCGUCCUUAGUACCCGACUCAUGAAUCAGGUCGACGACUGCUUGCACAGCUGACAGAGAUUAGUCCCUAAGCCUGCGCAAGGUCUGUAGGACUAGCAGCAACAAAUACGGGUCAUCGCCGCCGCAAGGUAGAAGCGUAGCAGUGCGAGGAUUCGUAGGGAGAUUACCAUGCCGAGUUCAUGGACUUCAUGGAAGAGAGCGCUGAGUUGCAAGACAGACCGAGACCAAGUCAUUGAGCCUCACUCGAUGAUUCCGCCUUCUAGCAAGAGCUCAGUGGGGAUGAAAUCGAAAAAACACUACAGCGCAAGGAGCUGCUCGAGGUCUCUGCUAAGCCUCAGAGACGUCAUACACGGGAACACUCGCGUGGUUCACAAACAAUCGAGCCCCCGAUCAGUGGCCACGAGUGACGAUUGUCUGAGACAGGUGUCCCCAGAUCUAUCCUACUGCGACACCAGGAGCUCGAGCGGAGGAACCCCGUCCGAGGUGGGAUCAGUGUUCGGGCGCAGCAAUUCCAGGAGCGGCUCCCUGACCUCGACGCCGCUGUCUCACGCCAGCUAUGUCUUCAAAGGAACCCCGCUCAGAAAGCUCUCGGGCUGCUAUGAUUGCAACAUGGCCUACGAAACGCUGGAUUCCAUGCAGCUGGUGUAUAGAGAAGGCUCGCUGCACGGUUCCUACUGUGGCUCGCCCAAGGCCGGGUGCCCGAAAUGCGGAGAGACCUUCAGCAAAGCCGAGGCCUUGGAGGCACACCACAUCUCUCAGCACGCAGUGACUGAGCUCAACAAAGGCGACUCAUCUCGGAACGUGGUGGAGAUAAUCUUUCGCACGAGUUGGCUGAAAAAGGAGCUGCCAUGCGGGAAGAUCGAGAGGAUUCUCAAGGUGCACAACACGCAGAGAAUCGUGGCGAAGUUCGAGGAGUAUCGAGACGCUGUGAAGGCCAGAGCCGCGAAGAUGACCAAAAAGCAUCCGCGCUGCAUGGCCGACGGAAAUGAGCUGCUUCGAUUCUACGGAACCUUCCUCCAAUGUCAAUUGGGAGCUCACGGAGCCUCGAAUCUCUGCCUCAUGCCCAACUGCCACUGCUGUCAGCUCAUCAGAUCAGGCUUCCACGCCAAGAAGGAGGCCGGGAGGGGCAUCUACACCACCGCCACCAGCGGCAAGGCCCACGAUUCCAUUGCUCUUCCGGAGGACGAUUUGAAGGGCAAACGAGCAAUGCUCGUCUGCAGAGUCAUCGCCGGCAGGACGCACAAGGCUCUCGACAACGAAGACCUGACAUUUCUCCCCACCGGAUACGACUCGAUUGCCGGCGAGUCAGGCCCGUACGCCAACAUCGACGAGCUUCUCGUGUUCAGCAGCAGAGCCGUGUUGCCCUGUUUUGUAGUUAUUUACAAGCUUUGAAGAAAAGUCUUCCAUCUCUCUCAUAGGUGCUCUUUAAUGUGGGAUCGAUGCCGACCGAUCGUUCCCAGCACACACAAGAUUAGAUCGCAGUUUCUUUAGUCCUCCCACCGACAUUAGUGACCUGCACAAAUGGAAUGAACGCCUAGGAUAAGUGCACAGAUUACUUGCCUUGCCAUCCCCCUGCCCCGCCCCGGCCACCGACGGCUUCUCAGUACGAUCUCUGUUCGAGCUCAGAAGAUUCACUGGCUGUGGAUAUUUCGUAUCUUCUGAAGUCUGAUUGAAGUCUUGCGCAAUUUGUAGUUCAGGAGAAAUCGCCAGGCCUACUAGCUGCACGAGUCGGAAUUUUGAUCGCUAGUGCAGUAGCUCUGCAAUCCAUGAUUACUGCCGCUGGUCUUCGAAUUCUGCGGAUUUCAGAACACGCCGAGUCGAAGAUACAGCACUUGUAACGUUAAUAGAUUCAUCAGGCAGGUUUGCCUCGCCGCUGACCUGGAAUACUUGUUUUAUAAAGCCUGUAUCAUGUUCUAGCUG
Messenger RNA from Marchantia polymorpha subsp. ruderalis, 3004 nucleotides. The record is from the annotation of a GenBank genome assembly. Lineage: Eukaryota; Viridiplantae; Streptophyta; Marchantiopsida; Marchantiales; Marchantiaceae.